AUGACCGGGAAACCGCAUAAUAACACAAAUCCUCGUAAAUUUAAGGAGAAAAUAGAACUUCUUCGCCAAAAGGAGGCCCAAUUAACAGCAAAUUUCAUGGAGGUUAUGCGAGGAAUUCCCACUCUCACACGGAACGUGGUACCCUAUCCAGAUUUAUCCAGCAAAGACCUUCCACAAUCCGAUAAUUAUUUACCAGCCUCAAGGUUGUCAUUGGAUCCCGGUAAAUCCUCCGGAUAUACUCGUCGGAGAGGUGAUUCUAGCGGCUAUCAGUAUGCUCUCGAGUCGAGCACUGGCAAUUCAAAUCAUUUUAGCCUAUACAAUAACAGUGAAGGUGGGGGCGGUGGUGGUGGUGGGGUGGGUCGAACUCCUCGGACAGACGGGAUGGAGCUGCAGGUACAGCCGCGACCACCGCCGCCAUCGCAGUCUCAGUCACGGAAGGCAGAGACGAAGGUGGUAACGUCUACAGAGUCAGGGAAACCUGGCUUGCUCUCCCACAUCUCCCCUCUUCACGCCCCACAAACAUCUUCUCCCUCUGCCUACCAACCAAAUCUCGUGCCAAUUUCUGUCUCACCUCAUUCUCCCCAAUUCUACGCUGACUCAAACACCCCUCCAAACCGUCAACACCAUCCGCAGUUCCAUCAACCUCCACCACCACCGCCACCACUAGGUGUACCAGAGCCAGCCUCCCAGCAACCGUCGCGAGGAUAUGCUUGUCAGUCGGCUUGGGGCCUUCCAGGGACUCAGGAUUGUGGUAGCGAACCGGUGGGCAAUGCUUUGAAUAAUGCAUCAACGGCAGCGUCGAUGAUUGGUGACAUGAGUUUGGUGGAAUACCGAAGGACCUACUCGGAUUCAUGCAUCCCCAGCAGUUUUCCCGAUGUCUCCGAUCAUUCCCGAUGUCUUCCACUACAUCAGCAGUAUCACCGCCAGCAGAACCAGCCACAACCACCGCCGCCACAAUUACUUCCACCACCGAUACAGCAGCAGCGACAGCAACAAAGGCAGCAUCAACGAACUCUCCCACCAGUGGACGAACUCACUCUCCCCCGCUACCAGAACGCGAACAGCAAUACCGCUUCAAACAGUCCUCACUCUUCAUGCUUCAAUGGGAGUUCACUAUCUUCCCGCUGUCGUCAUCAAUCAUCCACCACCGUUUCUCAGCAACCGUUUAGACGUCUACAGUCGGACUACCAUAGUAUGCGAAAUAUUCCACAGCGCUACGCUCCGGUGCAUCACCACCAUCACAAUCCUCAACAGACGGCGGUCUCUGCGCAGCCCUUGGUGAUGCAGCCUACUGCGGGCGGAGAGGGCUACGCUCCUGCACCCAUACCUCAUCUCUAUCAGACGUGGACCAUGAAUGGUAGUAGUGGUGGUGGUGGUGGUGGUGGAAGUUCAGUGUCUGCCUGUGAUCUACCGUCAUCCUCACCUGCGUUGAGGCUGAAAAGGACUGAUGUCUACGGUGAAUACCGGGCAAAGCCGCCGGCGUUACAACUCCUUCCCCAAGCCCCGCAGAUGGCGACGGCAAUGGGCUACGAAAAUCACUCCGCAAGGUCUGGUGGUGGUAGUAGUAGUAGCAGUGAUGGCGGUGGUGGUGGUGGUGGGUAUUUUGGGGCUUCCACGACUGACUCUCUUACGUACCAUCCAGCGCAGCCUUCGUGUACUUCUUCCAUGCUGAGCUCUGCGGCUGCCACCACUGUCAGUAGUAAUGGCGGCGGCUGUAUUGCAAUAUCCUCAUCUGCACCUCUCACCCAACCCCUCGACAUUAGCGUCCUUGACAGCGACGCUUUUCCCUCUCCAGAACAAGAGGGCCGUAGAGACAGUUUCAGCAUGGCUGUCGAUUUACUUUCUCGUCUUGAGAAACGUCCUCUUGACUCCUCAAUUGCUUCUUCCUCCGCCUCCACCGCCUCGCCUCCUCCGCCAUCACUGCCUACAACAACAACAACAGGAACGACUUUGUGGAACAGUUCUGUCGCCUGUCCUCCGCCCUCCAAAAGCGCCAAAUUUGAUCCCACUGCAUCCACCACCGAAACUGCCGCCUCCGCCUUCUUUGUGCCAAUUGCAGCCAAUGAUCUACAACUCCUCACUGAGCCAAGCAUGGCCAAUUACGUGACCGAUGCGGCAACUGAGGAUCAACUAGUGAGGGAACAAUACUCGCCUACGUGA
Messenger RNA from Hydatigera taeniaeformis, 2160 nucleotides. Lineage: Eukaryota; Metazoa; Platyhelminthes; Cestoda; Cyclophyllidea; Taeniidae. The record is from the annotation of a GenBank genome assembly.